This is a messenger RNA of Acanthosepion pharaonis, 2631 nucleotides long. NCBI's taxonomy places the organism in Eukaryota, Metazoa, Mollusca, Cephalopoda, Sepiida, Sepiidae. The record is from the annotation of a GenBank genome assembly.
AUGAUUCUUCCUUUGGUAUCAUUGUCCACCUCUUACAUAUGCCUCUCCUUUAUCAUAUCCCACUUCGUAUUCCCUGCGGUGUUGAUUUCAAACAUAAUUAUCUUUAUUUCUUCUUUCUUUCUUUCUUUCUUUCUUUCUUUCUUUCUUUCUUUCUUUCUAGGGCGGUUUCAUUCCAUUCCUGCUUUUAGUUCUGUCUUUUCUUCAUUAUCUCUUUUGGUCGUUCGUUUUACUUUUUUUUUCACUGACUUUAAUGUACAUUUCAUUUGGUCCCAUCUUAUUUUGUUCCUUAUCUUUGUUCUACCUUCCUUUCUUUUUCUUUCUUUUCAACCUUCUUUUUUCUUUCCUUUUUUCCUUCCUUCCUUCGUACCUAUUCAACGUUUUAUUUUAUACCUUCUCUCUUUCUUUAAAUCUUAUUGCCUCAAAGCUGACACUUGUCACAUCUUUUCAAUGAAAAGUCGACCCUUCUCACAUCCUUCCAUAGCAGAGUCGACACUUGUCACAUCCUUUCAUAGAAGACAGAGUCGACACUUGUCACAUCCUUUCAUAAAGUAUCGACUCUUCUCAUCCUUCCAUAGCAGAGUCGACACUUCAGAGUCGACACUUGUCACAUCCUUUCAUAGAAGAAUCGACUCUUCUAGCAGAGUCUUCCAUCCUUUCAUAAAAGAAUCGACACUUCUCACAUCCUUUCAUAGCAGAAGUCGACACUUGUCACAUCCUUUCAUACAUCCUUCCAUAGCAGAGUCGACCCUUCUCACCUUCUCAUCCUUCCAUAUAGCAGAUGUAGAGAGUCGACACUUGUCACAUCCUUUAAUAGAAGAGUUGACCCAUUCUUCACAUCCUUCCAUAGCAGAGUCGACACUUGUCACAUCCUUUAAUAGAAGAGUCGACCCUUCUCAUCCUUCCAUAGCAGAGUCGACACUUGUCACAUCCUUUCAUAAAAGAAUUGACCCUUCUCAUCCUUCCAUAGCAGAGUCGACACUUAAGAAUCGACCCUUCUCACAUCCUUCCAUAGCAGAGUCGACACUUGUCACAUCCUUUCAUAGAAGAAUUGACCCUUCUCAUCCUUCCAUAGCAGAGUCGACACUUGUCACAUCCUUUCAGAAGAGUCGACUCUUCACAUCCUUCCAUAGCAAAUCGACUCUUCUCACAUCCUUCCAUAGUCGACACUUGUCACAUCCUUUCAUAGAAGAAUUGACCUUCUUCUCCACAUCCUUCCAUAGCAGUCCUUUCCAUAGUAGUCGACACUUGUCACAUCCUUUCAUAAAAAAAUCGACUCUUCUCACAUCCUUCCAUAGCAGAAAGAAUCGACUCUUCUCAUCCUUCCAUAGCAGAGUCGACACUUGUCACAUCCUUCUCACAGAGUCCUUCCAUCCUUUAAGCAGAGUCGACACUUCAGAGUCGACACUUGUCACAUCCUUUCAUAGAAGAAUCGACCCUUCUCACAUCCUUCCAGCAGAGUCGACACUUGUCACAUCCUUUAAUGUUGAGAAGAGAGUCGACCCUUCACAUCCUUCCAUAGCAGAGUCGACACUUGUCACAUCCUUUCAUAAAAGAAUCGACUCUUCUCAUCCUUCCAUAGCAGAGUCGACACUUGUCACAUCCUUUAAUAGAAAGAAUGACUCUUUCCUCACAUCCUUCCAUUCUCACUUGUCACAUCCUUUCAUAAAAGAAUCGACCCUUCUCACAUCCUUCCAUAGCAGAAAGAGUCGACACUUGUCACAUCCUUUCAUAGAAGAAUUGACCUUCUUCUCAUCCUUCCAUAGCAGAGUCGACACUUGUCACAUCCUUUUAUCCUUUCACGUAAAAGAAUCACAUCAUUUGACUCUUCUCACAUCCUUCCAUAGCAGAGUCGACACUUCAGAGUCGACACUUGUCACAUCCUUUCAUAAAAGAAUCGACUCUUCUCCUUCCACAUCCUUCACAUCCUUUCAGCAGCAGAGUCGACACUUAAAGAAUCGACCUUCUCCAUCCUUCCAUAGCAGAGUCGACACUUGUCACAUCCUUUUAAUGGAAGAGUUGACCCUUCUCCAUCCUUCCAUAGCAGAGUCGACACUAUCAUCCUUUAAUAAAAGAAUUGACCCUUCUAGCAGAGUCGACACUUUGCUCAUUCCUUUCAUAGCAGAGUCGACCUUGUCACGUCCUUUCAUAGUAGAAUCGACUCUUCUCACAUCAUUCCAUAGCAGAGUCGACACUUUCACAUCCUUUAAUAGAAGAGUUGACCCUUCUCACAUCCUUUUUCAGCAGAGUCGACACUUGUCACAUCCUUUCAUAAAAGAAUCGACUCUUACAUCCUUCCAUAGCAGAGUCGACACUUCAGAGUCGACACUUGUCACAUCCUUUCAUAAAAGAAUCGACUCUUCUCAUCCUUCCAUAGCAGUCGACACUUGUCAUCCUUUAAUAGAAGAAGUCGACACUUGUCCAUCCUUCCUUCCAGAAGAGUUGACCCUUCUCACGUCCUUUUCCUUAGAAGAGUCGACCUACUCACAUCCUUCCAUAGAAGAGUUGACACUUCUCCCUUUCAUAGAAGAGUCGACCUUCUCCCAAGUCGACACUUGUCCUCCUUUCAUAAAAGAUCGACUCUUCUCACAUCCUUCCUUAGCAGAGUCGACGCUUGUCACAUCCUUUCGCUAA